UAUAGCUCUUCUCCGGGUCCGUUCAGCCUCGCGACGGUCAGCUGCUAGGAAUCCUUCUGCCUCACCUCCAAUAGUUGGUUGAGGGAGAUUGAUGAUGCAUAGCCUGGUGUCGCGUUAGCUUGGCACACAUGCGUUAAACCGAGUAGGAAUACAAGUCCAGUCAAAAAGACCCACGUCUACUGAGGCUGCGAACCUGUGUGAUAAGGCUGCGUCUUGUAGCUUGCUUAACAGGAUUUGACGGCCUCGCGCCCCUGCAAGGCAUCCUCACUCAAAGCGCUUCCCAGAAAUCCCCCAAACAAUGUGCAGAUUAUGUCUCUACUGUCGCACCCUUGAACGGAUGGAUGAGCCUUGUCCAUUGCUCCAGGGAAGGUCACAGACAACCCCUGUUAGCAUUGCCGGCGCAGGCCGCCCAGUGUCAGGACUUUCACCUCAGGAUGCUCAGCAAAUUAUUGCCCUCCAGCAGCAGCCUAGUUCGUUGUGCGCUCGGUGCUCUAACUCCAGGAUCCUUAACUCAUUCAUGAAUUUCCAACCUUGGGAUGAAAUCCAACGCGAUGGCCAACUCUCAUCUGUGACACAGUAUUAUAAGGAUUUUGCCGAAGCCAGACUUUACCUUGGUCGCCCUAGUUCGCUUCUUCUGACGCCAUCCUGCCCGUUUUGCCGCAUGCUUUACUGCAUUCUACCAAGAUAUGUCGAACUUGCCCGUUUCGACGGCGGGGGUGUGAAGUCAGCGCGGGUAAGACGAACGGGUGAACCAGACAUAUACUUCGAGCCAUACCGUACAUAUCUACGAACAGUAGGUUGGGAGAUGAUCCCGGAAGAGUUGAGAAACCAAUGCGCCAUCAUACUGGGGUUCACUACCAGUGUUAGGGGUACCACUCUUUUGCCGGAUUACGAUCCGCUCAUUUCUGGCGCUUCAAAGAUCAAAGACCGGUACAUGACUGGGCCUGCAAUUGCCUUAGAAUCUCGAUUUGCGGCACCCGAUCGAAGGCUAUUCGGUCUCAGACCACUCGAAAACACCCUCGAUUGGUCCAGAGUUCGACAAGCUCUCAACUAUUGUUUACAGAGGCAUCGCAGCUACUGCCACAUCGAGAAACCGCCGGAACUACUCACGACUCGGAUGAUCGACGUGGUCGAGCGAACCGUCGUUCCUUGUCCACGAGAUUGCGAUUAUGUUGCCUUGAGCUAUGUCUGGGGAGGCGUAGAGCCAGCUUGUCAAGCGCUCGAGAACAGGUGCCUUCCGCAAACAAUUGAAGAUGCCAUUGAGGUGGCGCAAGCUUUGGGUAGACGCUACCUAUGGGUUGAUGCGUUGUGCAUCGAUCAGUCUCCCACGCUUACGCCAUCACAAAUGAAAGCCAAGAUCAAACAGCUGGACAUGAUGUCGACAAUCUACAGCUGUGCAACUGUUACCAUUGUUGCACUGACCGGCAAGCAUGCGAACGCUGGCUUACCCGGCGUAUCCGUUCCACGCUUGGCUCAAGUCAAAGAGAACAUCGAUGGUGUCACUCUCUUUACCAUCCCACAGCACUACACUCUAGAGAGAGCGGGGGCUCUAUGGUCGCGCCGCGCUUGGACGAUGCAAGAGGAAUUGCUGUCUAGACGGUCGCUAGUUUUCACUCCAAGUCAAGUAGUAUUCAACUGUCUCGUCUGUGAGGUUGAAGAAGGAUUGGACGUCACUACGUUUCCCGACAAGCCUUUCGGAAUCCAUCCCCACGGCUUGCAGCUUCAGAAGCUGUAUGCGGCUGUCCCUGUAAGGAUGGCUCCCGUAGGGCCUGCCAAUGACCCUCACUGAUAUCCGCUUUAGGUCUCGAAGGCCCCACAACCGAGUCAUGAUGAAGGUUCUAUGAGACGCUUAUCUAUCUUUUGUAACCUGUUAGGAACCUACACAAGUCGCUACAUGACCAAUGAAAGCGAUUCCCUCAACGCCUUCCGAGGGAUGCUCACAUUCUUACAAAGGCAGCUGUUCCCAGAAGGUUUCGUACAUGGCCUUCCAUUACGAAGCCACCCAUCUUCCUUAGCUUGGAUGCACCGGAGGGGCGUCAGCCCAAGACGCCGAGCAGAGUUCCCGAGUUGGAGCUGGACGGGAUGGGAGGGGGAAGUCGCUUACCCGGAAAAAUUGUUGGAUACUGCUGAUGGCCAUUCUCCCUAUACCUCAGACAACGAACUCGAAUUGCACUUCCUAAGUUCCCAUGAAGAUGAGAUCGAGAUUGAGGGCUGGUUGGUUGAUCUCGACGUCCGUACCGAACCGUUCAGUGAG
Molecule: messenger RNA, 2254 nt
Organism: Aspergillus alliaceus
Lineage: Eukaryota; Fungi; Ascomycota; Eurotiomycetes; Eurotiales; Aspergillaceae
Product: HET domain-containing protein
Exons: 2
Coding region: 299-1789 (496 amino acids)
Source: RefSeq, a predicted model, not a curated record